Messenger RNA from Arachis ipaensis, 2493 nucleotides. Lineage: Eukaryota; Viridiplantae; Streptophyta; Magnoliopsida; Fabales; Fabaceae. The record is from RefSeq and is a predicted model, not a curated record.
CUUAACGUCAGUUUAAGGAAUUGUUUUGCUUUUAAACUUGUUUAAUGUGAUUUUGGUAUUGUUGCUUAGCAUGAUUAACUGUUGGAUUGUUUAGCUUCUGUCUAUUCCAUAUUUUCUUUCUAUGCUGAUUUUGAUUCAUUAUCUUCAUAUUUGGAUGAGUUUCAUGAGAAUGGUAAUGGCAUAAUAAAUCAGAUAAUUAGCUUCAUAUAGAUGUGCAAAGCAACACUAGUAUGUAGUAUCCAAAAUUUCAUCUCUUCCUCUGUAUAUGCAUUCCUUAUAUUUGGUCAUUUCUUCAAAUCGGGGAGGAUAAUGGAAGCUUUUAAUUUUCAAGGCCAAAUGGUUGUUCGGGGCUUAUCUUUUGAUAUAGUUAUGUACACAAUUGUGAUGGAUGGGCUUUUUAAGGUUGGAACUGAGGAUAUGUUUCAAACAAUUUUAAAGUUCAAUCUUGUCCCAAACUGUGUUGCUUAUUCAGCAUUGCUUGAUGGCUAUUGCAAGGUAGGAGACAUGGAACGUGCAGAGUUAGUGUUACAAAACAUGGACAAGGAACACGUUCUUCCAAAUGUUGCUACUUUUUCUUCUAUUAUGAAUGGAUAUGUCAAAAAAGGAAUGCUCAAUAAAGCAGUUGAUGUGUUAGGGAAGAUGAUUGAAAGGAACAUUGUGCCUAAUACUUUUGUUUAUGCAAUUUUAAUCGAUAGCUAUUUUAAGGCAGGCGAACAGGAAGCUGCUGCUCGCUUUUAUAAGGAAAUGAAAUCACAGGGAUUAGAGGAAAACAAUGUAAUAUUUGAUAUCUUGCUUAACAACUUGAAAAGAGUUGGAAGAAUGGAGGAAGCUGAGUCAUUAAUUAAAGAUAUGUGUUCUCGAGGUCUUUGCCCAGAAAUUGUUAACUACACUUCUCUGAUAGAUGGCUACUUUAAUGAUGGGAAUGAAUCAGCUGCAGUCUCCAUAAUCCAGGAAAUGACAGAGAAAAGCACACAGUUUGAUGUUGUUGCAUAUAAUGCUUUGAUUAAGGGGCUUUUGAAGCUUGGGAAAUAUGAUCCGCAGUCUGUGUUUUCAAAAAUGAUAGAGUUGGGUUUAGCUCCAGAUUGUACUACAUAUAAUACUCUAAUUAACACAUACUGCAUAAAAGGGAACACUGAAGGCGCACUGGGUCUCUUGACUGAGAUGAAGAGCAACGGGGUAAUGCCAAAUGCAGUCACUUUUAACAUUCUGAUUGGUGGGCUUUCUAAAGCUGGUGAAUUUGAAAAGGCAAUGGAUGUUUUGAGUGAAACGUUAGUUAUGGGGCUUGUUCCUAUGCCAGUUACUCAUAAAUUUAUGCUUAAAGCUGCCUCAAGGAAUAGAAGAGCAAAUGCGAUUUUGCAAAUUCACAAGAUGCUUGUGGAUAGUGGCCUCACACUCAACCAGACUGUUUAUAACACUCUAAUGACCGUACUCUGCAGGUUAGGAAUGACUAAGAAAGCAAAUGCAGUGCUCACUGAAAUGGUGGCAAGUGGAAUUUUAGCUGAUGUUAUUACUUAUAAUGCCCUUAUUCGUGGUUACAUUGUAGGAAGUCAUGUGGACAAGGCAUUCAAUACUUAUGUGUUGGCUGAUGGAAUCUCUCCAAACAUUACCAAUUAUAAUACCCUUUUAGGAGGUCUUUCAACUUCUGAUUUAAUGAGACAGGCAGAGAAAUUAGUUAGCGAGAUGAAAGAAAGAGGACUGACAGUCACACUGAAUGCCACCACUUAUAAUAUUUUGGUUUUUGGCCAUGGUAGAGCUGGAAACAAACAGGAUGCUAUGAAGCUCUAUUGUGAAAUGAUAAUCAAAGGUUUUGUUCCCACUGUUGGCACCUAUAACGCUCUUAUUAAUGAUUAUGCAAAAGCAGGAAAAAUGCGCCAUGCUAGAGAACUUUUGAAUGAAAUGCUGACAAGGGGAAGAAUUCCUAAUUCUUCAACAUACGACAUUCUAAUCUGCGGAUGGUGCAAAUUGUCCUGCCAGCCAGAGAUGGAUAGGGAACUUAGAAUGUCAUAUCGGGCUGAAGCGAAAAAGUUGCUGAUUGAAAUGUGUGAGAAAGGACAUGUGCCAUCAGAUAGCACAAUCUCAUAUAUCAGUUCAAAUUUUUCUUUACCAGGAAAAAAGUCCGAUGCUCAGAAGUUAUUGAAGCUAUUUACCGAAAGGAAAAGAGUGGGUUUUAAUGUUAAUCCUUGAAGUGGACUGAGGAAGUUGGAGGACUGCCAAUAUCUUUUCUUAAUUGGCACUGAAAUCAAAGUCUUCCCAAUCAAAAUCCUAACGAAAAAGCUCUACAUACAAGCGAUUAGGGCUUACGGCUUGUAAGUAUUACAAGUCAAUUAACCCCUAACCCCCCAAAACACGCUGCAAGUGCUACGUCCCUUACACGCGCUAUAUAUAACUACCAAAUUUAAAAGAUUUGUUUCCUUCUUCGUUCUCCUUCUUUCCAAAUUUGCUCGUUCUUCUUUUCGCGCGUCUUCCCCUUCUUUUUCGAUCGUUCUUUUCUCC